Molecule: messenger RNA, 813 nt
Organism: Closterium sp. Yama58-4
Lineage: Eukaryota; Viridiplantae; Streptophyta; Zygnematophyceae; Desmidiales; Closteriaceae
Source: the annotation of a GenBank genome assembly
AUGUCGAAGCGAGACACAUCUGCUACGUCUGCAUGGACUGUUGACGCGCUGAUGGCGCGAGCUGACGCCCAUGUGGCGACCAAGGAGUAUGCGAGAUCAACUCUAGAGGAGAUUAUAGACGAGGAGGCUUAUGCUGCUGCUCGUGCACGCAUGGUAGGAGUUCUCCUCCUUUCCACGUCCAUUCGAGCCACGUCUGCGGAGCAGCUACUAGAGCACCCCCCCUUCGGCCUAGACCCGGCGGCAGUCGCGGAGAGUCUAGAUACGCCUUCUAGACGGCGGCUCGGAUGGGACAACACCGCGAACCUUCUGAUUUCCGCCGGAGCGCAGCUGGCGGGAAGCGCUGCGAGUAAGCAGCAGCCGAGCAGUAACCUCUGCGGCUCGAGCAACGGUGCUACUAAUCCGGGAUCGACUGCUGGUACUUCUGGCUAUCGAGAUCAUCAUGAUCGUCGCGGCGGCGGCAGGAGGAGUUGGGUUGGCCCGCUGUCGCCAUUUCGACUUAUUAUCGCCGGGACGAAAAUGGCGACGCAGAUCGCCGUCGCUAUGUUACCAGUCGGCGAGACGCUGUUGCGAGCAACCGUCAAGAUUCAGACGGCGGACGUCGGCAAAACGGUGACGUUCGUCUACGACGCGACGAUCAAACAGUCUCAGCCCGCCAUUUGUGAAGACAUGCGGGUCGGUGACAAUGACAUCUACGGUUCCUUCCUGUUCAUCUUAAGGCAUGGGCACGAGCUGCUGAACCUUUCUGUUCUUGUCACGAUGACAUCAGCUGUUCCUUCCUUCCUGGCCAUCUUAAGGCAUGGCACAACCUCCUGA